Phycodurus eques (leafy seadragon) is the source of this 1514-nucleotide messenger RNA. RefSeq names its product OVCA2 serine hydrolase domain containing (gene ovca2). Lineage: Eukaryota; Metazoa; Chordata; Actinopteri; Syngnathiformes; Syngnathidae. Gene Ontology annotation, biological process: response to retinoic acid. The record is from RefSeq and is a predicted model, not a curated record. Gene Ontology annotation, cellular component: nucleus; cytoplasm.
GCUCCAUCUCGCCAGGCGCAGGCCCGACGAGGGGCGGCGCUCACCGCCGACCCGUGAAGCCUCCGAGGCGGCCAAGGGCUCUACGCGAGCCCGCUAGAAGCCCGACCCGCAGGCCUCGCUCGCUGCUUACCUCGACCGGCCGAAUGAGCGGUCAGAACGGCGACGCGGCCUGCUUCUUACCGCAUCGCCUUCGCCUCCAAACAAACAAUCACCGACCCUGUCCGAUCCGACGGCGGUUCCGAGCGUCAGUCGAAAUCCACAACGACGCGAGACAUGAAAGUCAAAAGUACGUCAAAUCCCGCAAAAACAGCCCAGCAAAAGUUGCAAAAGGUCCAAAGUCAGCAGGACGGAUCCAACUUUGUCAUCGAGUCCGAACACACUUUGUUGACUUUUGGGGCUCUAGAGCGCGGUGCUAAAUUGGUGCCGCCACGGCGGCGGAACCGGGCCAGGGGUGCAGUCCCCCGGGUGCCGAAGACGCUGCCAGAACGUCUUGAACAUGUUCGGAACCAGCUGCAACUUUGACGACUCAAAACAGAUUUCGGAGGGCGGAGAAAAGAAACCCAAAAAAAAGCUUCGUCCUCAGCUGACACAGCGAUCGGCGCACUCGUGUGGUCACAUGGAGAACUGCAGCAAGAGCGCUGGAAAAAGUGAACACUUUCUUCUUUCUUAGUUGCCACUUGUGUGUGAGCACGUAUUUGUACUUGGUUCCUUCCCAACCAGCGCUAGCCAGCUAGCUAGCUAGCUAGCAGCUCCGGUGAGCUCGCAGGCCAGCGGCCCGUCCAUGGCGCCUCUGCGGGUGUUGUGCUUGCACGGCUACCGGCAGAACGGCGCCUCGUUCCGGGAGAAGACCGGUGCCCUGAGGAAGCUUCUCAAGAAAAACGUCGACUUUGUGUACGUGGACGCGCCGCAUUUACUCGAACAAGCCCAGGAGAGCGCCGGCGCCCGGGAAGGCGGCGAGGACCCGGACCGUCGAGGCUGGUGGUUCUCGGACCCCGGCGCCCGGACCUUCAGCGCGCAUCUGCGCUGCGACGAGAGCUCGGGCCUGGACGAGAGCGUGGCGGCCGUGCGGCAGGCGGUGCGGCGCCACGGCCCGUUCGACGGCGUCUUGGGCUUCAGCCAGGGCGCCGCCCUGGCGGCCGUGUUGUGCGCGCUGCAGGAAUCCCAGCGCGAGCCGGACUUCGCCUUCCGCUUCGCCAUCUUGGUCGCCGGCUUCCGCAGCGCGUGCGCUCAGCACCUCAGCUUCUACUCUGCGCCGCUGGGGACGGCGUCCCUGCACGUCUUCGGCCUGGAGGACGGCGUGAUUCCCGCCGACAUGAGCCGCGAUCUCCUCCCGCUCUUCCGAGACCCGCACGUGCUCACGCAUCCCGGCGGCCAUUUUGUGCCGGCCGCUUCCGCCCACAGACAAAACUACCAGAACUUUCUGGAGCGCUUCCGGUGACGGAAGGCCGAGACGCAGCGCUCCGUUGUGUCAGUGAAACCGCAUGAGACGCAAUAAAUGGUUUCGUGUCUCACUU